Molecule: messenger RNA, 2700 nt
Organism: Nematocida ausubeli
Lineage: Eukaryota; Fungi; Microsporidia
Exons: 1
Coding region: 1-2700 (899 amino acids)
Molecular function (GO): protein binding
Source: RefSeq, a predicted model, not a curated record
AUGUAUCGCCAGGAGACAAGACAAGGCACACUACCAGAAGGACAUGAGUUCGAAUCCCUGCUGACAAGACUUAAAUCCGGCAAGAUAUCAGAGACAGUUAAAAUAGCCAUAGCAGCAAGAUAUUUCUCAGUAGGCAAUGAAUUAAACUAUAAAUUAGUCAUGGAUACAGUAAUACCACAGUCACCAGAUGAAUAUACACUAAAGAAUAACCAAGAUAUACUAGUAUUACUAAUAAAAUACAACAGAACAUUAAAAGUACGUUAUAUUAGUCAGGCUAAAGCACUAAUUACACUGACACCAAUACAUCCCCAUGUAAAUACAAUGUAUUUAUUAGCAACAGAAGCAGGAACAGAUGAAAUACUUAAGGAGACGUAUAAAUUAGACAGGAAUUGCAGAUAUUCAUUACAAUUAAAGGCUAUUUCAUAUAUAUAUGCAUAUAAAUAUGAUGAAGCAUCUGUUGUAAUUGAUAGAUUACCAGAUACAAUUGAUAAAAUACUGUUAGAAAUGAUAGUAAUUAGUCAUAGGAAUACAGGUGAUAUAAGGGGGGUACACAGGAGACUCAAAAAUGAAAUAGAUAAAUUAGGUGAAAUUAGUGAUAAAUCAUUAAGAAAUAAGUAUAAUAUGUAUAUAUCAUAUGGGGAUAGACUAAUUAAUUCUGGUCCUGGUGUAUUAUUAGACCAAAUUAUAUCUGAAGUAGCAGAAUCCUUAAAGAAAUCAUCAGGGAUUGCCUUGGAUACGGUGGAGCACAUGGUGGAACAGACAGUAAAAGAGACUAAAUAUGCUGUAGAAUUAGUGGGUAUCUCGAAGACACUUAAAUUAGAGCUGGAAAUAUUAAGGGCACAAGAAUUAUUACAUAAAAAACGGUAUACUGAGGCAAUUGAACUUGCAAAUAUUUUAAAAAACCGUUAUUUACCGUUAAAUGAAAGUGCUUCUGAAAGAAUUGCAAUAAUUUUGAUAUAUUCUUGCAUAAAUCAAAAGAAAACGGAUAGUUUAGAUAUUCCAUGGAUUGUAAAUGCACUUUCCAACAGGGAAGUAAGGGAAAAAGACGUGGGACUCUCUGAUUUAGUCGAUCUCAUAAAGAUGAAGGAAGAAGUGCCUUCAUUGGAUGAAGGAUCUUUGGUUUGGACGAAGAAAAUGAUAAAAUUAGCAGGUUAUAAUUUUAGUAACGGAAAUUUACCUAAUAAGGAAAGUGUUAUUACUAAUAAGGAAAUUACUGAUAGUGGAAGUAGUAGUCUAAAGAGGAAAUUGCCAAAUAAGGAAAUGUCUGAUAAGAAAAUAUGCUCAGAUGAGAUUGUCCAUAAUAAGGAUAUUCCCCAUAAUAAGGAUAUUGAUACUACUAAUAAGGAUAUUACUACUAAUGGAAAUUCUCCCAAUAAGGAAAUUGAUACUCCCAAAACAGAAAUACCGUUAACCCAAAAUAAUAACGGUCUAAUCUGGAAACCAAUAAUAGAUAUCCCAAUGUACCUUAAUAGACUAGGCAACAUAUACUUCUCAAAUAAGGAUAUCCAACAAGCAGAACAAAUGUACAAAAGUGCCCUAUCUACUUGCACACCAGAACAGUCACAAGAUAUACAGGAUAACCUAAAUCUACUAAUUAAAUAUAAAAAUAGACCAGACACAGAUAUAUCCACAUGCCCAGAAGCAAUGUGCUUAUAUAAGUCACAAGGUUAUACUAAUACACCAACUACAACAGAAUAUAUUAAUAACCUAAUAUACACUAAUACAACAGAACAAUCAGCUAAUAACCUGUAUGAAUUAGCCAUGUCAUUACUAAGUACUACUAAUAUAUCUGGGAGUGCACUAAGUACACUAAAUGUAUCUGGGAGUAGUAAUAAUAUGACUAAUAUAUCUGACAUUAAGACCAAUAAGACUAAUAAUAAGACUAAUACAUCUGGUAAUACACUAAAACAGUCAAAUAUAUCUGAUACUGACCUAAAACAGACUAAUAUUCCCAAUAAUACUAAUAUAUCUAAUAAUCCUGUUGUAUAUAUGACUAACGAGAGAAUCCUUAAUAUACUAUCACUAUGUAGUCUAGUACUGUAUAAUAAACCAAUUAUAUCACAAUAUGAUAUAUCACAUAGUAAUAUAUCUGUAAUAUAUAACCAUAUAGUAUAUUGGUCUAAUAAUCAUACAGUAAUAGAUAUAGAUAUAAUAAAUACAGUAAUAUACUACUGUAUAUCACAAUAUACAACAGAAUCACAGAGAUUAGUAGCAUAUCAUACAGUAAUAUUACUACUAAGAUAUACAAGAUAUAAUAUAAAUAUAUUUACAUAUAUAUACAAUAGAGUACAUAUAUAUAUACAGGAACAUAAGGAAUACAAUGAUAUACUAAGUAUAUGGCAAGAUAUACAGGAUAUACACAGUACAGAUAUAAAUAUGACUAAUAAUAAUACAGAUAUAAAUAUGACUAAUAAUAAUACAGAUAUAAAUAUGACUAAUAAUAGUAUAAUACAACAGGAUACUAGUGAAUUACAGACUAAGAGGGAAGAAGUCAUGCGUAUGCUAAUGGAGACAGGUAAGAAGAAAGAGAAGAAAGAAGAAGGAGAUAAGAAGGGAAAGAGAGUGAAGAGAGAGAAGAAGGAAGAGAGUGAAGUGAAGAAGAAGGUUAAGAUGAGUGAAAGAGAAGAGAAGGAAGAGAAGGAACCAGUGCUUAUUAAGAAGGCAUCACAUACUGUUGUAUCAAGUGAUGAAGAUGAUUAA